AUGAAGCAACUCGUUCAACUUAGCAACGCCAAUCGAUCUUUGCGCAUCCAUCGUGAGCGUCUGCAGAAUGAAUACAUAGGUGUAUUGAAUCGACUACAAGGUUGCCAACGUCGUGCUGCUCAAACAGAAAAGGCUAGCAUGCGUCAGAUGCGUGAUGCUGCUGAGCAGGAUGCGGAAGCUGCUAAGCGAAUGGAGGAAGAAGCUAACCUUAAAGGAAGUCAGAUUGAACGUCAACGUCAGCAGCAAAUCAAUCUGAAUGAAAUCAAGGAGAGACAACAGGCUUUGCAACAAUUAGAACAAGAUAUUGGAGAUGUUAAUCAAAUAUUUGCUGAUUUGGCACGAAUAGUACAUGAUCAAGGCGACAUGGUAGAUAGCAUCGAAGCGAAUGUGGAACAUGCUCAGAUUCACGUAGAACAGAUUGAGUUUCUUGAUGUUGAAUGGGAAGUCCUUCUCUAUCUGCGGAGAAGCUACAACUUUUUGCAGGGUGCGACCAAUCUUCAGCAAGCUGUCUAUUACAAUCAAAAAGCAAGGCAGAAGAAAAUGCUACUUUUUGCUUUUCUCGUGAUU
Messenger RNA from Strongylus vulgaris, 567 nucleotides. Lineage: Eukaryota; Metazoa; Nematoda; Chromadorea; Rhabditida; Strongylidae. The record is from the annotation of a GenBank genome assembly.